This is a messenger RNA of Aureobasidium melanogenum CBS 110374, 876 nucleotides long. RefSeq lists its product as uncharacterized. The coding region runs from base 1 to 876 and encodes 291 amino acids. Gene Ontology annotation, molecular function: catalytic activity. The record is from RefSeq and is a predicted model, not a curated record. The transcript is spliced from 5 exons. NCBI's taxonomy places the organism in Eukaryota, Fungi, Ascomycota, Dothideomycetes, Dothideales, Saccotheciaceae.
AUGUCGUCGUUCUCGAGACUCAUCCGAUUCCUAGCCAAAGAUGGCAAGACAUAUUACGGCGACGCACUCGUACCGUCCGGAGGUGGAGCAAGCGACUUGACAAGAGUGGCUCAGGCCAAGGUCAUACAGGGCAGUCCAUGGGGACAGCAUCAGGUCACUGAUCGUGUAGCUGAUGUACAAAAGCUCCUUGCACCACUGGCCCGAGAGGACAUCAGGACAGUCCGCUGCCUCGGCCUGAACUACGAGCAGCAUGCCAUUGAAUCCAACAUGCCCAUUCCAAAAUACCCCGUCCUCUUCUACAAGCCCGUCACGGCAGUCACAGGACCAUUCGACAAGAUUCCUGUGUGUGCGGCGGCUCAAGAAGGUGAAGGUCUCGAUUACGAAUGCGAAUUGGUCGCAGUGAUUGGAAAGGAAGGGUCAAACAUUUCAGAGGCUCAGGCACUGUCGUAUGUGGCAGGAUAUGCUGUUGGAAACGACGUCUCGCAUCGCGACUGGCAGCUCAAGCGUGGUGGCGGUCAGUGGGGUCUCGGAAAAGGGUUCGAUGCAUGGGCUCCCAUCGGUCCUGCCAUUGUCAGCAGCAAGCUCAUCGCGGACCCGCAAAAUCUAAGAAUCAUGACUAAGGUCAAUGGCAAGACUGUCCAAGACAGCAACACAAGAGACAUGAUCUUCGGAGUUGCCAAGACCAUUAGUAUCCUGAGUCAAGGCACUACCUUAUUGCCUGGCGACCUGAUCUUCACCGGAACUCCACAAGGCGUCGGUAUGGGCCGCAAGCCUCAAGUUUGGUUGAAAGACGGAGACGUUGUAGAAGUCAGUGUUGAGGGUGUGGGCAGCUGUAUCAACAAGGUAGAGUUUGAGAAGACCAAGGCACGUCUGUGA